Lagopus leucura (white-tailed ptarmigan) is the source of this 2932-nucleotide messenger RNA. RefSeq names its product N-acetylneuraminic acid phosphatase (gene NANP). Lineage: Eukaryota; Metazoa; Chordata; Aves; Galliformes; Phasianidae. The coding region runs from base 25 to 804 and encodes 259 amino acids. The record is from RefSeq and is a predicted model, not a curated record. The transcript has 2 exons. Gene Ontology annotation, molecular function: hydrolase activity.
GGCGCGGGGCGGAGAGGCGUCGCCAUGGGGGUGCACGGCGUCAAGGCUGUCUUCUUCGACCUGGACAACACGCUGGUGGAUACGGCGGCGGCCGGGCGCCGCGCCAUCGAGGAGGUGGUGAACGCCCUCCGCUCCAAGCACCACUGCGGGGAGGGAGACGCCCGCGGCAUCUGCGACAAGGUGCAGGCGAAGCUCCUCAAGGAGUGCCACGACCCCGCCAAGACGUGCAUCACCGAGCUGCGGAUCUCGCACUGGGAGGAGGCGAUCCAGGAGACCAUCGGCGGCGAGGCCAACCGCAGCCUGGCCGCGGAGUGCUACUUCUUGUGGAAGGCCACCCGGCUGCGGCACCUGACGCUGGCCGAGGACACGCGGGGCAUGCUGACCGAGCUGCGCAAGGCCGUCCGCCUGCUGCUCCUCACCAACGGCGACCGGCAGACGCAGCGCGAGAAGAUCGAGGCGUGCGCCUGCCAGCCCUACUUCGACGCCAUCGUGGUGGGAGGCGAGCAGAAGGAGGAGAAGCCCGCGCCGUCCAUCUUUCACUACUGCUGCGACCUCCUGGGCGUGCAGCCGGCCGAGUGCGUCAUGGUGGGGGACUCUCUCGACACAGACAUCCAGGGAGGGCUGAACGCCGGCCUGAGAGCGACCGUCUGGUUAAACAAGUCGAUGGCGGCCCCGGCCGAUGCCUCGCCGGUGCCUCACUACGUCAUUUCGUCCGUUCUCGACCUGCCGGCGGUGCUGCAGAAGAUAGAGCACAAGGUGAAGUUAGGGACGGACCGUGCGGCGGGCGGCACCGAGGCACGCUGAGGGCUGCGGCGCGGCAGGGAGCUGUUGGCUGUGCUCCUGAUAAAAAUCUGACCCUAGGGUUUGCAACUCGUGUACUUCAUGUUUUUCUUAAGCAGUGGGUGGGCAAGAGCAAGGUUUUCAGUGGAACCGGGGUAAAAACAGAGUAUUGGGUUCAUAUAAAAGAUGCAAGCGCAGUUAGCUUAAAAUAACUGCCUGUAUCUGGAAAUUACUUUGACAGACUGGCUAAAACGUGUUUGUCUCUGAUGGAAGUCCCUUGUUUCUAUGCUGGAAAAGAAAACUGGAAUGUUUUGAUCAUUCAGUGGCAGUUAUUUGCCUUGCUGACCUGUAAGUUCAGCAGAAGUUCAGUUCAAACCUUGCCUGCAGCACAUUAAAAACAUGAAAGUGAGGUGUUACGCAACUUGCAGACCUUCACAGUCCAUCUACAGCUUAUCUCAGAAACUGAAGUGAGUUUUGCUAUUCCUGAGAUCAGAAUUUAUUGAUAGAACUUAUGUAGCAAACCAGUAGGAAGUGAUUUUCUCUGAUCCCUUUUCAAGUUGUAGCAUUUUUUUCAGUCUUUGCAGUGACUUUUAUGGAAUCUGUACCUGUUGCUAAAAGUACUUCAGUGUACACACGGAUUUGCAUUUGUACGGGGGACCAUUUAUCAGAGGAACUCAAUGGAUAAGUUUUUACUUUAUAUCAUCUUGGUGCUGCAAAUAAGCAGUGUGCUUGUAAAUCAUACGAUGAUUUUUGUUGGAACAUAAUUGAUACAACAGGGAUAUUUUCAAUGAUCAUCUUACUGUACCGUAACUUCUUUGGCAGCUCAUAUUACUGUUCUGUCUGAUUUUAUUAUGGAAUUUUGAUCAGACUCACUGGAGAAACUGUUUUUGGUCUUGCUCAGGAAUAUGACCACUCAGAUUCAGCUGCAGCAUCAGUGCUUUUUUUUUUUGACUGUUUGAAUAGCACUGCUAUACAAUCCCUCCUUUCCACUUGUGUUUCAUGUGAUUUAUUCUGGAGAAGGUGUUAGUUGUUUGUAAAUGGCUUUCGUGACGCUUUUCCAUGAAAGUGGAAAACUUGGAAAAUGGUGUCAUGUGUACAAUUACAGUGCUGUGUACAAUUUCUUAAUGUGUAUGUGCAUUUGGUGGAACAUUUGAAACUAGAUGUUACAGAGAUGACCCUCUGAAACACCAAGAUUUCUCUCUCCCAGAUUAUUAUCUUAAUAAUUUAAAUUUGCUGUACUUCACAUACUUAAUACAAAAGAAAUAAGAAUUUUGGGUGAAUGUACAUAAGAAAUGUAUCAAUUUAAAUUCAUGUAAACAAAGGUACAUUUCUUCUAUACAACUAAGAAAGUUUCACAUAGUGUCAUGGAUUCUGUUCAGAGGAGGGUGUUAAUCUGCAUUAAAUUACUUGGCAAUAAGUUUAAUUUCCAUGAAACCAAGUUUCUCCAACGUUGAAAUAGAUUGACGCGUUAAUGCAAGCUUGAAUCUCUUUCAUCAAAUUAAUUCUUAAAAAUGAUGGAACCAUCCACAUUCUUAAUGUCAUCUAGCCAAGACCUUUAAGAUGCUAGGAUGACUGAGUACAGAGGCAGGCUCUGCUUGUACCUAUGAGGAAACAGGCGUAAGCCACAAGUGAAUUGCCACGUGUAACAUGAGCCAGUGGGACUGACUGGACAUGCCUUUGUUACUGGAGUAAGAAGCCUAAGUUAAGAUUUCGUUUUGCCAUUGAAAGUAUGAAAACAGUCACUGGUGUAAAGCUUAUGACCAAAACAUUGCUAAUGACAUUCCUUAUAAUGAAAGACUAAGAGAAAAAUAACGAAGGUCAUUGAGCCCGCCAGGAAUAUUGCUUAAAAGUGGAAGUGUAUCCAAAAGGUUAGAUGGAUCCCUGGAAAGAUAACUUAGUUGAAGUAAUCUGCUUUGACCGUACUGAAGGAAAACAACUUUGUUUACAACAGCAUCCCAGAGUAGAAGCAAUUUAACUGCACUGCUUGCAUGGCAUCAGGCUGACAGAACUUGUGUCAGAAUGAGGUUUCUGACCCAGCUGUGAUGUAAAAUAAUAAAUAGAAGUAAUUCACAGUUCUGUUUGUCGGCUGGAAGGAUAUUUAUUUACCAGAUUACCAUUUCUUAAUGUAAGUUGAGGCUUGUAUUUUCUUGCU